GUUUCUGGUCUACAAGCAACAUGGCGGCCCCCAUAAAGAACAUUAGUUUAUAAUAAAAUUAGUUUAUAGGGAACCUUCACUUACCUGAGUCUUAGUAUCUGUUGCCAUUAAUCUGGAAAGUACACAAAGUACUAUAUUUAUCUUCUACUAGAGUAACUGCGUGCGUCUCACAUGUUGACAAAGAAGCUCCUGCCUGCACAGAGUUUCCAGCUUCUGGUCUCCAGGAACGUGGGUCACCUCAGCAGGCAGCGCUACGAUGUCAUCGUGGUGGGUGGGGGUCAUGCGGGGACUGAGGCYGCGGCUGCAGCAGCCAGGGUGGGAGUGGACACGCUCCUGGUUACUCAGAAAAUACACACCGUGGGCGCCCUGUCCUGUAACCCAUCUCUGGGAGGAAUAGGGAAGGGUCACCUUGUGAGGGAGGUAGAUGCUCUGGAUGGGCUGUGCGGUCGAGCUGGAGACUGGGCUGGGAUUCAUUUCUCCAUCCUGAAUCGUAGAAAAGGGCCCGCCGUGUGGGGGCCAAGAGCCCAACUGGACCGCCAGCUCUACCGGGAUUUCAUCCAGUCAGAGCUGCUGUCCACUCCCAGGCUGACGGUGUUGGAGGGCUCAGUGGAGGAGCUGCUGUUAACGGAUCCAAAUCCAGACGAGCCGGGACCCCACAGGGUCUCUGGGAUACGCUUGGCCAACAGCGGCCAGUCGAUCUCAGCAGCCUCCGUGGUUCUCACCACCGGUACUUUCUUGUCCGGCUCCCUCUUCAUGGGCCAGACCACGUCCCCCGGGGGGCGGAUCGGCGACGCUCCGUCGAGCGCGGGGCUGUCACACACCCUGAGGGAGAGGCUGGGCCUGAAGGUCGGCAGGCUGAGGACCGGGACCCCCCCGAGGAUCCUGAAGGACUCGGUGGACCUGUCCCUGGCCGAACUGCACCCUCCUGACAGCUGUCCGACACCGUUUAGCUUCAUGAACACACAAACACGCUGCAAGCCAGAGGAGCAGCUGCCUUGCUACCUGACCAGAACCACUCCUGGUGUGGAGAAGAUUGUGAGGGAGAGUCUUCAUCUUAACUGCCACAUACAGCAAGACACCAAAGGCCCCAGAUACUGUCCUUCCAUCGAGUCGAAAGUGCUGCGUUUUUCAGGUCGAAGUCAUCAGGUGUGGUUAGAGCCCGAGGGGCUGACCUCUGACCUCUUAUACCCUCAGGGCCUGUCCAUGACCAUGCCCCCCGAGGUUCAGCUCCGCCUCAUCAGAGAAAUCCCUCCCUUGCACAGAGCUGAGAUCCACACACCCGGUUACGGUGUACAGUACGACUUCGUGUGUCCCACCCAGCUGAGCCCUUCGCUGCAGGUGAAAAACACCCAGGGCCUCUUCCUGGCGGGUCAGAUCAACGGGACAACGGGCUACGAGGAGGCCGCAGCACAGGGGCUGUGGGCAGGGGUGAACGCCGCCCGCAGGUCACUCUCCAUGCCACAGGUGGCACUGUCCCGAACAGAGAGCUACAUCGGAGUUCUCAUUGAUGAUCUGAUAAGCCGAGGAGUCACGGAGCCGUAUCGCAUGUUCACCAGCCGGGCUGAGUUUCGGACCUUGCUGAGGCCGGACAACGCCGACCUUCGCCUCACAUUGAAAGGGUUUGAGUUGGGAUGCGUGUCGCCCUCGCGCUACCAGGAGGCAGUGAGAGUGAAGAACAGCCUCCGAGAUGCAAUGGCUGCCCUCCGGGCGGUCAGUCUGUCCUCCACCCACUGGAGGGAAAGGCUGCCUGACAUCGGCCUGAGUGAAAACAAGAUGAGCAAGCUGACUGCAAUGGAAAUCCUUCAGCACACGGACACAACGUUUGAAAUGCUGGCGUCUGUUUUCCCAGAGUCCUUUUCACCUUACAUGGAAUUUGCACAGAGACUCAGGAUAGAGGCUGUGUACAAGUAUCUCUGUGACAUAAGCAGGAGGGAUAUUAAGAGAAUCCAAAAGGAGGAGAACAUGUCUUUGCCACAGGAUGUCGAUUACUUCUCUUUGUCGUCUCUGUCUAUGGAGGUCAGAGAGAUCCUGGACAGAUAUCGACCGAGCACACUGGGCGCUGCUACUCGCUUGGAAGGCAUGACACCAGCUGCGAUCCAGGUUCUCUUCCAAUAUGUGUCCAUUGCAGAGAAACAGAAGGAAAUAAUGCAAAGACAGCAACAAAACCAGAGCGAGGACAAAGAGGACCUGUGUGCAAGAAAUGUUUCUUUACCUCAGUGAUAGAUGCAUUUACAAUGUAAAAAAAAAACUAUGUAUUCUUGUAAAAUAAGUAAAUAGAAAAUAUUCCAUGACAAUACAUCACAGUUGUUUGCCUACUGCUGAACAGAAUGACUUGUUUAGUAAAGUAGUUUYAACCAAAUAAAACACAUUAAAGUCA
Molecule: messenger RNA, 2377 nt
Organism: Austrofundulus limnaeus
Lineage: Eukaryota; Metazoa; Chordata; Actinopteri; Cyprinodontiformes; Rivulidae
Gene: mto1
Product: mitochondrial tRNA translation optimization 1
Exons: 13
Coding region: 172-2220 (682 amino acids)
Biological process (GO): tRNA wobble uridine modification; tRNA methylation
Cellular component (GO): cytosol
Molecular function (GO): flavin adenine dinucleotide binding
Source: RefSeq, a predicted model, not a curated record